CUUAUUAACUCAUCCCCGUCCUUUUUGUAUCGAUCGUUCCAACCCCAAUAAAAAGGCAGACCGCAACGCGGAAGCCGGUAACAUCCAAUCCACACUCAAAUUGAUCCACUUCACUUGCGACAAUCUCCGAUCGCGUUAGAACACAGAGAUCCAUCCAAUUCCUAACUGCCUUGGGAUUUCAUCUUCCACUAUCGAUCGUCUUUUGUUUUCUCAUCAAUGAGUUGCGCUCAAGGAGAGAGAUGGUUGCCCCAAAUUUGCGCCUUCCUGUCCCAGAUCAUGGCCGGCGAUGGCCGAUCAUCUCAGUCUACUCUUCAUCUUAGCAUCUCGAGCAAGGACUCACUCCCAUUUCAGCCCCAGCCGCCAUUCACUGCAACAGCAUCCUCCACUGGCGGCCGGAUAAGCCCCGCCGUCCUCUUCACCGUCAUCGUCGUCGCUCUUAUCUUGCUGGUAUCGGGCGUCGUCCAUGUCCUCCUCAGGUGCUUCAUCAAAAAGCCCCUUUUCUCCUCUUCUGCUUCCGUCACCACCGCGUCCGCCUCCCCCCACCUCCACCCGGUCGGCUCCGGCUCGCUCCAGAGACAGCUGCGCCAGCUUUUCCGCCUCCAUGACUCCGGCCUCGACCAGACCUUCAUCGACACGCUGCCUCUCUUCCUCUACCGGGAGAUCCUCGGCUCCAAGGAGCCCUUCGACUGCGCCGUCUGCCUCUGCGAGUUCGAAGCCGACCACAAGCUCCGGCUUUUGCCGAUCUGCGGCCACGCCUUCCACCUCACCUGCAUUGACACAUGGCUGCUCUCCAACUCCACUUGCCCGCUCUGCCGGGGGGCAAUAUUCUCCCAAGGGCUCAGCGUCGCGAACCCAAUGUUUGAUCUUGACGACUCUAGAGAGUCGGAAGAGGAGAUUGGCUCAGAGAAGAGAAUGCUCCCUGUGAGGCUUGGGAAGUUCAAGAACUUAAGCAACGAUGACAAUGUUAGCAAUCUCAGCGAUGGUAGUGAUAUUGAAGUUGGCAGUAACCCUAGAAGACAUAUAGGGGAAACUAGUAGUAGCAAUUUGGAUGCAAGGAGGUGCUUCUCCAUGGGCUACUACCAGUAUGUGCUUGCUGAUUCCAAUCUCCAAGUGGUUCUUGCUACUAAUGAGGGGAGGAGGUUGGGAUUGGGAAGCAAGGAUGAGAGCUUUUCUGUGUCAAAGAUUUGGCAGUGGUCCGAUAAGAAGGGCAAGUUACCAGUUUGGUCAGAUGCUGCAUCUUUAGAGGGUUUUUUUGCCAUGGACUGAAUCAACAGUGGAAGUUGUAUGAAAAUUUCGCUGCAUUAGAUUUGAAACUACAAGCAUGAUUUUGAAAUGGUGGAAUCUAGCAAGUGGUGUCUGACGCAAGUUCUUUGUUGCAACUAUGGUGUUAACUUAACCACUUGAUGACUGUGCUUUUGCUCCUAUAUUCGUCUCAACAUAUUGGUAAGCUUAUUCUGAGUAAGGCUCAGUUAAACUGGUGGUUCACAUACCUAAGCUGGUAUCACGCAAUUUGAGUCCAGUUCUUGAAACAUAGUUUGGUCUCUCAAAUGUUGUGCACUUUACCACUAAAGGACCAUCAGGAUGUGAGAAUUAAAACCUGUUGGCUGUUGCUGCUUCAGAUUUGACAGGUGGUUUCAGGGUAAGAUUCAAAUUGUUAUUAAUUCUCUGUUCUUGUCAUUUCAGUCUCUUUAAUACACUCCUUUUCCAUUUUAUAUCUCCAACUUUAAACUUUUCCAGUUCAUUUUCCUUGCUCUUUAAGCUUUCUCCAAGUCUUCAAUGAUUCCUUAAUCUUUUUUUUCGAAUUAGUUAUCUUAUCUUCCAAGCCAUUAAUGCUUAAAAGUUGGUCUUUUAUGCUAAAGUUGAUGAUUGCUGUUAAGUAUAAAGAAAUUUAGUAACUCUGCCUUCAAACUCAAGUGUUAUG
Zingiber officinale is the source of this 1921-nucleotide messenger RNA. RefSeq names its product RING-H2 finger protein ATL46-like. The record is from RefSeq and is a predicted model, not a curated record. The coding region runs from base 217 to 1266 and encodes 349 amino acids. The transcript is spliced from 2 exons. Lineage: Eukaryota; Viridiplantae; Streptophyta; Magnoliopsida; Zingiberales; Zingiberaceae.